Molecule: messenger RNA, 804 nt
Organism: Wickerhamiella sorbophila
Lineage: Eukaryota; Fungi; Ascomycota; Dipodascomycetes; Dipodascales; Trichomonascaceae
Product: Transcriptional regulator STP4
Exons: 1
Coding region: 1-804 (267 amino acids)
Source: RefSeq, a predicted model, not a curated record
AUGCCUCCAAAUCGACCACUGUACUCGCAUCCAGAUGCGGAUAACCGGCACUCUUUCCAGUUCGACAUGGAAAUUCCGCCAUUAACUGCUGAUUUACCCGCGUUGUUGCCAUACACCAAGCCGCCACCAAGAGUCGACAGCACGAGAAACAAUGCACUUGAUGCCUUGUCGUUUGCAGCCAGCCAGGCGGCUUCUUCAGAACUGCAAAGCCCCGAGCCAGAGCCCAACACGUCAUCUAGCAGAAAGCUUACACGGAAGUUGGUGCCAAUUUUACCUCGACCUGAUAUCCCAAGACCCGAACCUGAGGCUGAGAAAGCUUAUCGUCGUCCGCGUAGGAAAUGUGAUAUUUGCAAUGGCUAUUUUGGCAAUUUGUCCACUCACAAGUCAGUUCACAUUUCCAAAGACUUUAGGUCACACAUCUGCUUUGUCUGUGGCCGCAAGUUUUCACGAACAACUGAUUUGAGCCGUCAUGAGCAACUACACCGUGGGGCCGCAUACAAAUGCCCAUUGUACUGUGAAAAGCCUCUUCCAGCAGACGUCCAAUCCGUGCUCAACAUUUUACCGAGCUGUCAUCAGAAUGGUUGUUUCACGAGAGGAGAUACCUAUAAGAACCAUUUGAAAUCAAUGCACUUUGAGUACCCGUCGGGUACACGAAAGGCGGACCGGCGAGCCAGCAGGGGCAAUUGUCAAGCUUGUGGACAGAUGUUCGAUAACGCAGAUAUCUGGAUGUCGAGCCACAUCGAAACUGGUAUAUGCAGCGGAGUACAGACUAUUGCCAAGACCCAAAGUCAAAUGCUAACAUAG